CAGGCAUCACCCUUUGCCCGCCUCUCUUUGGUGGGAUUCUUAUCACAACCGCACACACCAAAAAGCAGAGACAAACUUAUAAGAACUUUACGGCGUGCUAUACCUAUCAGGCUAUCACUGGCUCUCCCCGUCAACUAAACUCUAGCCAGUGAGUGGAUGAUGGGUCGGACGGGUGACGGCCGCCGCCGCGACGUCGACGGCCGGCUGGAGGCGCUGCUCUCUGGCGCCGGCGGCGAGGAGCCGUGGCUCCGGCGCGUGGCGCUCGCGACGGCUCUGGAGCUGCGGCUGCUGGCGCCCCUGGCCGCGCCGGCCGUGGUGGUCUACAUGCUCAUCAUCGUCAUGUCGUCGACCACGCAGAUCGUGUGCGGCCAGCUCGGCAACGUCCAGCUCGCCGCCGCCUCCCUCGGCAACAACGGCAUCCAGGUCUUCGCCUACGGCAUCAUGCUGGGUAUGGGCAGCGCGGUGGAGACGCUGUGCGGGCAGGCGUACGGCGCCGAGAAGUACGAGAUGCUGGGCGUGUACCUGCAGCGCUCGACGGUGCUGCUCACGGCCACCGGGGUGCCGCUCGCCGCCGUGUACGCGCUGUCGGAGCCGCUGCUGCUGCUGCUGGGGCAGUCGCCGGAGAUCGCCGGCGCCGCCGCCGAGUUCGCCUACGGCCUCGUCCCGCAGAUCUUCGCGUACGCCGCCAACUUCCCCAUCCAGAAGUUCCUGCAGGCGCAGAGCAUCGUGGCGCCCAGCGCCUACAUCCUGGCGGCCAGCUUCGCGCUCCACGUGCCGCUCAGCUGGCUCGCCGUCUACGGGCUGGGCCUCGGCCUGCUCGGGGCCUCGCUCACGCUCAGCCUCACGUGGUGGGUGCUGGUCCUGGGCCAGUUCGCGUACAUCGUGUGGAGCCCGCGCUGCCGGGCCACCUGGACCGGGUUCACGUGGGCUGCCUUCGCCGACCUGCCCGGGUUCGCCGGCCUGUCCGCCGCGUCGGCUGUCAUGCUGGCGCUCGAGGUCUGGUACUUCCAGGUGCUCAUCCUCCUCGCCGGCAUGCUGCCGGACCCGCAGAUCGCCCUGGACUCGCUAACGGUCUGCACGUCGAUCCAGUCAUGGGUGUUCAUGAUCUCUGUGGGCUUCAAUGCAGCUGCCAGCGUGAGGGUUGGGAAUGAGCUGGGCGCCGGCAACCCCAGGUCCGCCGCGUUCUCUGCGUGGGUGGUCACCGCCCUGUCGGCGUUCGUCUCAGGGAUAGCUGGCCUCGUCACUUUCCUGCUCAGGGACAAGCUCAGCUACAUCUUCACCGGUGGCGAGGCCGUCUCGCGCGCCGUCGCCGACUUGUGCCCGCUGCUCGUUGGGACCAUUGUGCUCUGCGGGAUCCAGCCCGUGCUGUCAGAGUUCAGACCUGACACUCAUCCAAAUUCAAGUGGUACUACAGUGUUACAUAAGUUAAUUCGCUGGAGAACAGACUUAUUCGGGCUAUUAAUCUUUGAGCCGUCGCAUUACACUGCGACGGGAUCCUUCACCUUCAGUGAUGCGUUUGUUCUGUUCUUCUUCCCACUGGUACUGAACUUUUUGCUCACUGGACGACGACGGGUGAUGAAAGGUGUGGCCGUUGGCUGCGGGUGGCAAGCGAUGGUUGCCUACAUCAACGUCGAAUGCUACUACUUCAUCGGCGUACCCCUCGGCGUGCUCCUCGGAUUCAAGUUCGGUUUCGGGAUCAAGGGACUGUGGGGAGGCAUGAUUGGGGGUACCCUCAUCCAAACACUUGCUUUGAUCUGGAUCACGUUAAGGACUGACUGGAACAAGGAGGUCGAAGAAGCGCGGAAAAGAUUGGAUAAGUGGGACGACACAAGGCAGCCUCUUGUCGCAAGCAAGGAGUGAUGGAUGAUGGUACAGGAGUGGAUGAAGAAGAUUCAGUAGGCUUCUGCUAGCUGAUCCAGUCUGAAAUCAUCUUGUAGUCGCCACCGCUAACUGCAAUUCAGGGAUGUACUAAUGCAGAGCUUCUCUGGUCUCGGCUCUCAGGAACAUACCAUACCACAGUCAGUUUCGGUUGAUGGGGCCUUGCGAGCCGGGCGUCCGUUCAAUCGGUAUGCGUGGACAUGGCGGCCGUUGGCUUUACUCCCGUAGUACGAGCGACAGUGCCAUUAUUUUUUGUUUGCUCCGGUAAUUUUGGUGGCUGCCUUGCCUUUUUUUAAAAAAAAAACUCUUAUGUCUCCA
Zea mays is the source of this 2196-nucleotide messenger RNA. RefSeq names its product putative MATE efflux family protein. Gene Ontology annotation, biological process: xenobiotic detoxification by transmembrane export across the plasma membrane. The coding region runs from base 157 to 1860 and encodes 567 amino acids. The record is from RefSeq and is a predicted model, not a curated record. Gene Ontology annotation, cellular component: membrane. Gene Ontology annotation, molecular function: xenobiotic transmembrane transporter activity; antiporter activity. The transcript is spliced from 7 exons. Lineage: Eukaryota; Viridiplantae; Streptophyta; Magnoliopsida; Poales; Poaceae.